GCUCACGUGACCAUUGACGUCACCGAGGAAAUGGCAGCCUCCUGCUUUGUGAACUGACACAAGGUUUUCGAGCUAGUAAACAAAAAGCGCUUGGGUUUCUAACGCUGGAAAAAUUCUUUAAAGGCAAAGACUCAGCUAUGUCUCCAAAGAUCACCGGAGAGCUCCUCCAGCUGCUUCGGCAGGCAAUGAAGAACUGUAAAUACUUCUCAGAGCCCAUACAGGCUUACAUAGUCCCAUCAGGAGAUGCACAUCAGAGUGAAUACAUCGCACCGUGUGACUGCAGACGUGAAUAUAUCUCUGGCUUCAAUGGUUCUGCUGGAACAGCCAUCAUCACAGAGCAGCACGCUGCCAUGUGGACCGAUGGCCGGUAUUUCCUCCAGGCCAGCCAGCAGAUGGACAACAACUGGACUCUUAUGAAGAUGGGACUGAAGAAGACGCCGUCUCAGGAGGACUGGCUGAUCAGUGUCCUACCAGAGAACUCCAAAGUGGGGGUGGACCCUUGGAUUAUUGCUGCAGAUCAGUGGAAGAACAUGUCCAAGGCCCUGAGCAGUGCUGGCCACUCUCUGGUGGCGGUGCAGGACAAUCUGAUCGAUGUAGUCUGGACAGACCGACCAGAGAGACCGAGCAAACAACUCCGGACUCUGGGAUUAGAAUACACCGGUAUUUCCUGGCAGGAAAAGAUCUCCUCGCUGCGAGCCAAGAUGACAGAGAGGAAGAUCGUCUGGUUUGUUGCCACGGCGCUGGAUGAGAUCGCUUGGCUUUUUAACCUCCGAGGCGCAGAUAUUAAUUACAACCCAGUCUUCUUUGCUUAUGCCAUUGUAGGGAUGACCUCCAUCAGGCUGUUUGUGGACCUUAAGCGUCUCUCUGACCCUACGGUGAGGGACCACCUGCAGCUGGACUCUCCCAGCAGACCGGAGCUGCACAUCCAGACGUUCCCGUACGAGUCAGUCUACACGGAGCUGCAGGCGAUCUGCGCCGCACUCGGACCCAAAGACAAAGUGUGGAUCUGUGACAAGGCCAGCUGUGCUCUCACACAGGUCAUCCCAAAGGUCCACAGGUCUCCGAUCCCUUACACGCCACUCUGUCUCUCUAAGGCUGUGAAGAACACCACGGAGAUCCAAGGCAUGAAAAUGGCGCAUAUCAAGGAUGCAGUGGCCCUUUGUGAGCUGUUUGCUUGGUUGGAAAAAGAGAUUCCAAAAGGCAACGUGACAGAGAUCUCUGCAGCCGAUAAAGCUGAAGGAUUACGCAGUCAACAGAAAGAUUUUGUUGGCCUGAGCUUCCCCACGAUCUCCAGCGUGGGUCCAAAUGGAGCGAUCAUACAUUACAGACCGCUGCCUGAAACCAACAGAACUCUCACAGUGAAUGAAGUCUAUCUGAUUGAUUCUGGAGCGCAGUACAUAGAUGGAACUACAGACGUGACACGCACCGUUCACUUUGGAACGCCGUCGGCUUUUGAGAAGGAAAGUUUUACUUAUGUUCUGAAGGGACACAUAGCUGUCAGUGCUGCGGUUUUCCCUAAUGGAACAAAAGGCCACCUGUUGGAUUCAUUUGCCCGUGCGGCUCUGUGGGAGGCAGGACUGGACUACCUUCAUGGAACGGGUCACGGUGUCGGCUGCUUCCUCAACGUCCACGAAGGUCCCUGUGGCAUCAGCUACAAGACCUUCGCUGAUGAACCUCUGGAGGCUGGCAUGAUCGUCAGUGAUGAACCCGGGUACUAUGAAGAUGGGUCAUUCGGUAUUCGCAUUGAAAACGUGGUCCUUGUUGUUCCAGCAACCUCCAAAUACAACUACAGGAACCGGGGCAGUCUGACAUUUGAGCCUCUGACUUUGGUCCCGAUCCAAAUGAAAAUGAUGAACACGGAGCUGCUCACUCAGAAGGAAAAAGACUGGGUGAACGAGUACCACAGGAAGUGCCGGGAUGUGAUUGGAUUGGAGCUGGAGAGGCAGGGCAGGAUGGAGGCGUUGGAGUGGCUGAUCAGAGAGACUCAGCCAAUAAUCUGAGAACUUUUACAAUCUGAUUACGCAGGAGUGCUGACAGAUCGCUCUACAUUGAUAAUCGUUUGUACGUUUUCUGCUCUGUCUCUGCUUGUCUUUUUAAAGCACAUCUCAUCUGCAGUUUAUUAAAGAUUGAAUGAAUCAAACGUUUUUUUUUUUCUAUUUUGUGCCUGAAAACAAAUGUGAUUAAAAUGUGUGCUUUUGAAGGAUUUUGUAAAUCAUUUCCAUUAAAGAUCCACUGUGUGAAACGUA
This is a messenger RNA of Nothobranchius furzeri (turquoise killifish), 2246 nucleotides long. RefSeq names its product X-prolyl aminopeptidase (aminopeptidase P) 1, soluble (gene xpnpep1). NCBI's taxonomy places the organism in Eukaryota, Metazoa, Chordata, Actinopteri, Cyprinodontiformes, Nothobranchiidae. The record is from RefSeq and is a predicted model, not a curated record. Gene Ontology annotation, molecular function: metalloaminopeptidase activity.